UGUGACGUCACGGGUAGGCGGGCUCUCCGCGUCAGUUCGCGGCCGUCUGUUUACCGGACCGCUCGCUGCUCUGUGACGGCGGCAGCGGCAGCGGCGGCGGCUUCUCGCAAUUCGCCGCGCGUUUAAAUAAAAAAAAUAUAUAACAACGCACGAAGCCAAUCUAGACGGACUCCUAAUGCGUUUUAAAACAACAGGUACAUACAACAGAAAUGUACGAAAUACCACGUAGCGUUUAGAGUCAUUGAUGAAGCCGAGUAGUUUCGUCGAAGGGAAGAGAGGCGGCGGCUGCUGCUGCUGCUGUGUUUUUUUGACAGCUUGACGCGGUGUCGAGGUUUAAGAAGGGGGUGGGGGGGGGUAUCGGGACGACCGUCAUCGGCCGCGUAGGAAUCGCGAGCGCUCGCCUCAUUGUUUAGUGCGGAGCGCGCGUGGUUGACGACAGCGGCGGCGGCGGUGGCCUCCCCUACGGGCUGACGCUGCGGGGAGGGUUGAGUUAUAGUGGCCGUGCGUGCGGUCGGCUCCCGUGUUUUUUGUAGUUUUCCGGUGGCAGUCUUGACGUCAGCGGGUUUCUGCGAGCAAAGUCAACUCCAUGGCCGUUGCCUGACCCAGGUGAGUUGUGUGUCUGUACUGGUACAGUAAUUAAUUUGGCAAGGUCUCUUUAACAGGGUGAUGAGAGAGGAAGGUGCCUGACGUGCCGCUAUUUUGCCAGGGUGAGAGAUAGAUCCAUUUGCUGGGUUUGUUGAAGGGAUUUUAGGGGACCGUGGCCAGGGACCGGUCGAUAUCUCACUCGCAACAGAUGUUCGCCUUGGCUGGUUACGAACUUGGGUUUCAGGGCUCGUAGGACAUUGUGCUCACCACCGCGACGCCGCUCCACUCCUCUGCCCUCCCCCCAUCGUUUGUGGUCUUGUUUUUUAAGCGGAUAAGAGGGAUGAGGAAGGGGUAUUACAUACAGUCUUUAUUCAACCAGUUGCUGAGAGGUUAAUCCUAACGCUUGUCUAACCAGGUGUGAGGUGGAAUAUUGAUGGCGCAUGCCUACGUAGUUAAUAGAGGACAUCCGUUUACAUUAGGCCCUUUUUUAAUUGUGUGAGGAAAUACAUUGUCAUGGCACUCGUCUGAUCCUAUGAGAGUUAAGGCCCGGAGGCAUAUGUCUUAGCAAGCUGAGCGGUAGAAUCAAUUGGUUCUGGUAAUCGUAGACUUAAUUGAUAUGUAUUGUGCAUUGUUCAUAUGUAACUAUGUGGCAGGUGAGGCAACGAUGCCAUUUGUCUUACCAGACGAGAGGGGGCAUGUUUAUGGCUCUCUUUGUUUGACAAAGACGCAAGGCCAAAAACAAAUUGUUUUCAUUCCGUAGAUGUGUAUUUAGGCUAUGUGUCCGAGACUGACACAAAUUUGAAGCUUUGUUUAACAAAAACACACCCAACGUAUUGUCUGUUGUGGUCCCAUAACGUUCUCGUCAUGCAAUUUCAGUUAUGUAUUCGGGAGUGACGUUGCAUUGUCAUGAUUAUAGUGCUAUGAAAGCACAUGUGACGUAAUUUUCCAUAGCAAACCUUCAAAUGCGUACCUGGCAGCCCACAACACACAUCCUAGGUAGACAUCUACAAGCUAAGAGCUGUUUGGUGUUGUGUAUGCUUCGAAGGAGGUAAGGUUGGUGAAACAUUUACUAUCUAGGCCUUUGUUCAUGUGAGUGUUGGGUGGCACACACUGGCCCAGCUCGCCACUAUCCUUUCACCGGGCAAAGAGAGCCCAUUGAUGUGGUCACUCUUGUAAGGGAAACCUGAGUGACUUGUUAGGCAGGGAGAUUUGUGUGAAUCUGUAUAGCGUAGCUAUUGGCCAUCUGCUGUGCCCAAAAGCCGACACUGGCUGACUAAGCUUGUAAGCUAAUUGUUUUUGGCCGCGGCAGUCUCAUUUCAUUGGCCCCUCCAGCUGAUGGACAACACGACAGCGUAAAAAUACCGUACAACCACCUCACUCUGACAGUACAGUAUGUGACGGACAGUGAGAGUGCUGUAUUGCUCUUGAGUCUUCGUUCGCUAAAAUGUGGGCGUUGACCUGGAAGGAAGCACAGGACUUUGGUAUGCCUGCUAAUGUCCGAAUGGUCAAACAAAGUUGACGGUUUUGGGGUCAUGGUAAUGGGAACAGCUUCCUGUGGCUGCAGGUCUGCCGCCUGUCAGAAGGUUACUCUGGUAGCAGCUCGACCAGCGACUCUUCUUUGUCACUGAAAGGCCGCUACGACUAUUCUUAGUCACUGUAACAAACCGAAACAAUGGACUUGUGGUCAACGCUUCCCUUUUUAAAAGUACAGUUUUUUCCCAUUGAUAACUACGAGAGGUUUUUCUUAGACAAAAGUUGAUGCUGGUAGAUCGCAAUCCCAACGUGUAAUUCGUAAAGUCAUGAUGCUCAAUUUCGUUUGUUGGAAAGGUGACGAGGUUUAGAAAUGGAAUGUGGCUGUCUUGCAACCCUGUACAGAAGAGGUGGAAUCCUCUCCUCAAGCGUCUGUCUCUUGUCUUGUACAGAAGAGGUGGAAUCCUCUCCUAAAGCGUUUGUCUCUUGUCUUGUACAGAAGAGGUGGAAUCCUCUCCUCAAGCGUCUGUCUCUUGUCUUGUACAGAAGAGGUGGAAUCCUCUCCUAAAGCGUUUGGCUCUUGUCUUGUACAGAAGAGGUGGAAUCCUCUCCUAAAGCGUUUGGCUCUUGCCUCGUGGCGUAAACACUGUAGAACAAAACGUCACCUUCCUGUUUACGUUCGCACCCCAUAUAGUGAGCAGUGUAAAUGUGUGCUUUACAGCAGGCUGGAAAACCGGAGAGCUGACAUUUGAGUCACGCAGCUAAUGUGAAAGCCAUACCAGGGUUAAUGGUUUUGUUGAGAGAGUAUAAACGACCUUAAAAAGCAUUUGUUAUUACGUGUACAGUAUACGAAGUGUAUAUAUUUACUUGCAGAGUUUUGAUGCCAAUGAAGGAUAAUGCAUGACUGUUUUCAUAUGUUUUAAAAUAUAUAUACAUUUCUGUGCAGUGAACCAUUUUAACGAUGAAUUAUUUCGAAUUUAAAAUGUGGGCUUAUUUACAUAAUGGGUUACACAAACUAGGCAAGUUUGUCAAGUGUUGCGGUGAUUCAUAGCCUGCGAGUGGAGCAGUGCCACAGUGUUUAACGCAUUGUACAGUGCUAUGAGUCCGGGUCUCUUUGAGUGUGGUUCCCUGCCUUGGCCAACAGUGGCGAGAGAGAGAGAGUUGAACUGUUCCUGACCCCCGCUUCACCAAAUUGCUCUGACAAUCGUGAAGUAUGGUAAAAUACCCCCCCAUGAAUGACAGCGGUAGCGGCCUUCAUCCAGCAUCUGAUUUGCAUUUCUUCCUUCAUUGGGCCCUGUCACGCCAAAAUCGGGUUGCUGUUUGUGGAGUUUCUGUUUCCCCGCCGUUCUGUCAUCGGCGUCUUGUUCCGAGCUCGCGUUGAGUUGUAAUAAAAAUACAAAAAACAUAUUAAUUGUAAGAUGAAGUGAACAAAAAUGAUUGAGAAAAUAAGUUUAUCAGCAUUCCACCUAAUACAUCUGAUAAAUUAUUGGUUUGUUGGUAAUAAUAACCAGGGUAUAGAAUCACGCUUAUUUUGUCUUAUAAAUUUAAGAUGUUUCCAUAAAGUUUCAAAUGUAUGACCUGUGGAUUUAAAAAAAAUUUGGGAUAGUAAUAGCACAUGAGCUAAAAAAAGUUUAAUAUGGCAUGUAGAGCAACUUUAAUAUGUAAAUAUGUAGUAAUGUUUACCGCUUCUUGUCAUUCCAUUUCUGAAUGAAGACCUCCCCCACGCCGUGUCGGUCAUAGGGUUGUUUCACCAUACUUCGUCAUGCUCGUUUCUGCGGGUUAGUCAAGGAGGCCCUUAGGACCGGUUCAUAUAUCAUCUCGCCACUGAUGUCAGCUGUGUCCAAGAAUCAAACUCGGGUUCGCGGGUUCAGAACGCAUUGUACUAACCAUUGUAAGUUGGUAUGUAAAGCAUAGCAUAUAUAUCAAUGAAAGCAUCUAUUAAAUGAAGUAAACAUGUCAUGCAAAAAUAGCAAUGCAGUAAUGGAAUACGAGCGAUAUUAAUAUGUGCAGGGUUAUGCACCGACCGGCAUCUGCUGUAGACAUGUAAAGACGCGCGCUGAUCGAUCCAGACAGAGAUGGCGGAAGCGGAAACAGGCUAUCGCAGGCUGGACUCUUACGAUGAUGAAGAGUCCCCGAACCAUGAGCGGGAGGUUCUCGUGCACGUUCCCGAGGGCAGCAAAGCCCGGUGGAACCACAUUGAAAACUUGGACUACUUCUUCACAAGAAUAUAUCAUUUCCACCAGAAACAUGGUUUUGCCUGCAUGAUGCUAGCAGAAUUCUUUGAAUUGGUACAAUUCCUCUUUGUUGUGACCUUCACCACGUUUCUGAUCAACUGUGUGGACUACGAUAUCCUCUUUGCCAAUAAGCAAGUACAUCCACAACCCAGCAGAAAAGUGACUCUCUACGAUGCUUUGCUUUCCAGUGAAAAAUGUACCGAGAGGAUUCGUGGAAACAGUUGGAUCAUCUUCCUGAUAGUGAUGGCAGGGACAUUCUGGCUGUAUCGUCUCAUCAAGGUCAUCUACAACUUCUCCAGCUAUUUAGAGAUCCGUGCUUUCUACAUUAACGCUCUCAAGAUCCCCAUGGCAGAGCUUCAGAACUUCUCGUGGCAGGAGGUUCAGGAGCGUGUGCUGGCAGUGCAGAAAGAGCAGCAAAUGUGCAUCCACAAGCGCGAGCUCACCGAGCUCGACAUGCACCAUCGUAUCCUGCGCUUCAAGAACUAUCUGGUGGCCAUGGUCAACAAAUCGCUGCUGCCCGUGCGUGUCCGCGUGCCCUUCGCCGGCGAGAGCGCCCUCCUCACGCAGGGCCUCAAAUACAACCUGGAAAUGCUGCUCUUCUGGGGCCCUGGCGCGCCAUUCCAGAGUGCCUGGAGCCUUCGGCCCGAGUACAAGCGGGCUGGCUGCCGGCUGGAGCUGGCUGAGCGACUAGGCCGCACUAUCUUGCUCGUUGGCCUUGCCAACCUCGUCCUCUGCCCCUUAGUCGUCGUCUGGCAGGUGUUGCAUGCCUUCUUCCGGUAUGCGGAAGUGCUGAAGCGCGAGCCCGGUAGCCUGGGUGCGCGCCGCUGGUCCCUGUAUGGGCAGCUCUACCUGCGCCACCUCAAUGAGCUGGACCACGAGCUGCGUGCGCGGCUGGGACGUGGAUACCGCCACGCCGCCAGGUACAUGGACUCGUUUACGGCACCUAUGAUGGCUGUGCUUGCCAAGAACGUGACGUUUUUUGCCGGCUCAUUAUUGGCUGUGCUGCUGGCGCUUACGGUGUAUGAUGAGGAUGUGCUGUCCGUGGAACACGUGUUGACCGCUAUCACGGCACUGGGUGUACUGCUCACCGUCUGCCGGGCAUUUAUUCCAGAUGAACACCUGGUGUGGAACCCUGAACACCUGCUACAGGCAGUUCUUGCUCACAUCCACUAUAUGCCCGAGCACUGGAAGGGCAUAGCCCACAAGACAGAAACCAGAGAUGAGUUUUCUCAACUUUUCCAGUACAAGGCAGCAUUCAUCAUGGAAGAGCUGCUGAGCCCCAUCAUCACACCCUUCAUCCUCAUAUUUGGUGUGAGGCCAAAGGCCCUGGAGAUUGUCGACUUCUUCCGAAACUUCACUGUGGAGGUGGUGGGCGUGGGCGAUGUCUGCUCCUUUGCACAGAUGGACAUCCGCCGGCAUGGCAACCCCACGUGGAUGUCAGCAGGGCAGACAGAAGCAUCCUAUUAUCAACAAGCCGAAGACGGGAAGACGGAGCUCUCUCUUGUUCACUUCGCUAUCUCGAAUCCCCGCUGGCGCCCACCACGGGGCAGCAAUGUGUAUCUCAACCAGCUGAGAGAGCAAGUGCAGCGUGACAGCACUGCCAAUCCGCAGCCCCUGCUUUUCAGCUCAUUGCAAACUAUCGAGUCGCAAUCAGGGCCAUACGGCUUGCUGGGCAGCAUGUUGGGAGGCCCUUCCUCGCUGACGGCAUACCGAUCGACACGCGACGCCACCUGCAGUCUUCCUGAAAUGUCUGCGGCUACGGCUGCUGCCACAGCACUUAUGUCGCUCUCCAUGCCAUCUGCGUCCCUCACUCCGGGGCCCAGGGAGGAGCUCGCCGAGAUGCCAGAUUCCACCCCUGGAAAUACCACUGUGACCGCACGCCCCGGCUCAUCCACUGGCGCUGUGGGGGGCAUGUCCAUGAGCACCGGUGGUAGAGGAAAAGUCAGUUUCGGAGGAACGGAUUUCCGUUCCAGCAGUGUAGGCAGCAGCUUCAGGGAAGGUCCUUCACAAAGCAGCAUUUUAUCAGAGUUUGCUUCGGCCGAAAUGAGCCUGCACGCGAUCUACAUGCAUGAGGCACGUAGGAAUUAUGCGACAAGCGACGCCCAGGCUCGGUACCACUGGCAGCAGCCUGAGAACAAUGGAGACGAUGACACAAUGGACGAGGUCAACGCCCUGUCUGGUUUCAGGGAGUCAAGUUUGCAGCUGCACAACACUGGCUCGAACUCUGGUUCGCACUCAAGCUCAGUUUUGGGCUCGGGCCAAAGAGAGACGUAUGUGUCUCCUUCUGCAAGCAUAGGCCACUCUGGGGACUAUAUGCCACCCAACAUUGGCUCCUUGCAGGACACUCACGGCGACAGCCUGGGGCUAAUGGUGACAAGAGAGAACACAGAACUAGGUGCAUUCCCCUUUCGGCACUACGGUGGCACAUCAGCAUCGGAAAAUAUGCUGCAGCCCGAGCAAGGCUCUCCCAGGUUUGGGUUAAUGCCCAUGGGCGGCUGGCAGGAGGACAUGGCUGGAUUGGGGACCAUUGACCCACAUGGGGGUGUGCCCAGCUGCAUGUCUCCCAACCCGCAACAGAUCAACGAGGUUGCUUACACUUUCCACUCGCUGUUCCUUAACACUUGAUAUGAGUUUAUAGUUCAUUACUAAUGCAGGUAACAAAGUAUAUAAGGAUAAACAUGUCUUGCCUAUAUAAAAACUUUGCAUUAAAAAUUUAAAACCAGGUACGUUUUUUUAUUCCUUUGUUAAAAAAGUAGAGGUUUUUUGUCAACGUUUUGACCUUUCUUUGCAUAUUUAGUUUCUCAAAGCAAUAUUUUAACUUUGAAAUGACAUGAACCAAUGUCUUUCCAUCACAGAAUUAAAUGAACGGCUGCUCCUGGAAAAAAUGGAAGUGAGCUCUACAAUUACUGGCAUCUCAUUUGGCCAGCAGUGGCAAAAGGGUGUGUGCAUCCUGUGCAAUGGUGAUUGUGCUCAAUGUAACAAAACAAGUACUGCAUGUACUGUUUAAUUUAAAUGGAAAUGUCUGCAUCAUUUACUGCAAUUGAUGUCCACUGUGUAAUUGAAAAAAUGACUGUGUUCCUUAGAGCUUUAAAAACACAUCUCUUUAACCUGCGUAGGUAUUUAACUUUUCUUACGUACUUUAAUUUGUUGAUAUGAAAAUGUAUUAAAACAUUAAUGCAUGCUUAGAUUGCAAGUUUAUAUUGAAAACUUAACAGUUUUUGAAUCAGUGGUCAAAAGCCACAUUCUCUACAUUAAUGCUGCAGUAAAAGGUAAAAACACGGUUGUGAAUUUACCGAUAGACAAAUGUGGUAACAGAUGCUGCAGCAUUUUCUUCCUGGCAAAAACUGGCCAAUAAACAUAUUUUAUAAAUGUAACCAUUGAAACCUAGGUUAUUACCCGAGCUGUAAAUAAUUACCGCUUCGAUGUUAACUAUUCGAAUGUAAGUCUCACGCAUCCACUUUUUACUUUCUGCAAGUAUACCGAGAACAACAUGGUCAUUAUUUUAAUUGUAUUUUUUUUUACAGUUUUAAUACUUAAGUGUUAAGAUGUGUUGUGCUAUGUACAACAUACACAAAUACAACGAUGGUGUAAUACUAAUACAUGCAAUCUGAAAAGAAAUUAUUUUCUGAAAGUUACCUAUUAAUGAUAUAUUUAUGGUGCUCAUAUGCUAAGCUUAAAACCGUUUCUGAUCUCUGUUCAGUUGUAAGACAGCACUUCCCCAAAAGCUCAUCCCACCGGGUGGCGGUGUUUGACCUUUAAGCCGUCUGAUCCAUGCCAUUGCUUAUGAAUACAUGUACUUUGUGCGUGCGUGUGUUUAAAAGGACAAGUUACCCAGGUAAUGAAAAGUUAUAAUGAUGAAUAUGUAAAAUACGUGUGUAAAAAUUACUCUGCGUAUGCAAGUUAUGGUGGAAGCUUGCAUACACUGCCAUGUAGUGGAAUUUUAAGGCUGUUAUUCCACUGCCUGUAAACAUGGGCUCAGUUUGACACUUUUUUUAAUUGUACAAGAAACGCUAAUAUAAGAAUGUAAUAUAAACAUUUUCAAAUAGAUUUUUUUUCAUAGCGAUGCACUGUUAAAUUGUAAGAUAUUUAAUAAAUUAAUAUAAAACCAUU
This is a messenger RNA of Petromyzon marinus (sea lamprey), 8399 nucleotides long. The record is from RefSeq and is a predicted model, not a curated record. Lineage: Eukaryota; Metazoa; Chordata; Hyperoartia; Petromyzontiformes; Petromyzontidae.